This is a messenger RNA of Epinephelus moara (kelp grouper), 1310 nucleotides long. RefSeq names its product G-protein coupled receptor 183-like. NCBI's taxonomy places the organism in Eukaryota, Metazoa, Chordata, Actinopteri, Perciformes, Serranidae. The transcript has 2 exons. Gene Ontology annotation, molecular function: G protein-coupled receptor activity. Bases 310 to 1242 code for a protein of 310 amino acids. Gene Ontology annotation, cellular component: membrane. The record is from RefSeq and is a predicted model, not a curated record. Gene Ontology annotation, biological process: G protein-coupled receptor signaling pathway.
UUGUCUUUAUCAGGUUCAGUCAAGCUGGAUUUAUUUUCCAACAGCUCUGAAUGUGUAACAGCAAUUAACAAAGGGUGCAUAUUGUUAAAUGACAUCAUAAUAAGAGCUGAGUAAAUGUGAGCAAAAUGAAAUAAACAUAUGGAGAAAUGAUGCAUAAACUAAAUACUCUGCAUUACUUCUGCACGAGGCUGGUGUUAAAGGGGACAAACGACAUUAGAUCAUGCAGCAUCUCAAGGGAUCAGGGCUGGUGACUCCACGGUACAGCUCCUGUAUAAAAUGACGGCUGCACUUUAAACCAUCUGGUAAACAAUGCUCCCCUCCAACAUCUCAGACUCUAUGACAGGAGGAGUGCCUCUCUCGGUGGACUUCGACAGUCCUGAGGAUUAUUUCAUCUUUAUUUUCCAGCUUUUGUUUGCAACAACUACUUCUCUGGUAGCCGGACCUGUGGUCAUUGCCAUACUGUCCACCAGAGCUCUGCGCCUCCAAAACAGGUUCAUCUUCAUGCUGAACACCAGUAUUUGUGACACGCUGGUUGGGUUUUCAGUCUUUUAUCUGGGUCUGUUUGAUGUUCAGGAGGGAUAUCCGUCUAGAAACGGGACUUUUAAUGUUUUACCAUCACUUCUAGGGAUCAAUAUAUUGACGUUUCUGUUCGCUCAGUUGGACAGAUAUUUUGCUGUGUGCCACCCUUUCAUCUACAGCCGCUUUAUAACGAGGCAGUUCGUGAUAGGCAUCAACAUCUACUGCUGGGUUUACAACGCUGCUCACCUGCUCGCCAGGAAUCUGUUGCCAGUUUCCAAAGCGAUGCAAAUGUACGCACUCAGCAUAGUCCUCUUACAGCUGAUCGUGCUCACCAAAGUGGUCAUGACCAUCAAACUGUAUGUAAUCGCCAGAGUCCAGCUUGAGAGAGAUCCUCCCAGCGCCGAGAGAGAGAGCAAGAAGGAAUCACUGAGAAUCAUCAUCUUUGUCGUCAUAAGCUUCCUGGUGUUGUGGUGCCCCUCUUUUGUGAAUAUUAUCAUCAGGUUUGUGGUGGGAGGAGGGCUGACGUUUAGGAACGAGGCCACCAAUCUUUUCGCCAUCAUGGCUCGUUUAAACGCAGUGUGCACACCGUCUGUGUAUAUCUGGGGGAGUCCGGCUCUGAGGGAGGCCAUGGUGAGGACAGUGUGGGGCAGAGUGUGUCCAAGGUGCAAGGCGAGAGUUGGCUCCUGUCAUGGGAAGGCAGAUGCCAAACAGUCAUGGAAAUAACAAGAACUGAUGGACGUAAUGGCUUUUACAUUAGAGGUAAUACAAUUUUGAAUUACUUCUACUAUCUC